GGUUCGCGGGUGGCUGAGCUGCGCACAUGCUUAGGGGCUGGAAGUCUCGUCGGCUGGGACAGCCGCGUCUUCUUUCCUCCUAGGUGAAGCCGCUUUCCCGAAAUCAUGUCUCACCUCCCUAUGAAACUGCUGCGCAGGAAGAUCGAGAAGCGGAAUUUGAAGCUGCGGCAGCGAAACCUCAAGGUCCAGGCAAGGGCCUUGGAUGAGAGCCUCUCUGAAACUCAGAAUGACGAUGUGUCUACCAUAACAGCAGGGGCUGGAAAAGUUAAAACAUCUGUAAAACAAUCUGUGAAUGUGGACUUGUCAGAAGUUCAAAAUGGAUGUAUGUCUAAAGAAACGGUGAAAAAUGUAAAAGCUAAAAAAUUAUUGAAACAACCCAAGAAUAUGAAUUUGUCUGAAGCCCAAAAUGGAGUUAUUUCUAAAACAGUGGGAAAAGUAAAAGCUAAAAAUUCUCUAAAACAGACUUCGAAUGUUAGCUUAUCAGAAGCCCAGAGUGAGGGUACAUCUAAACCAGUGGAAAAUACAAAAAUUGAAAGAUCCCCCAAGAAAUCUUCUGUGCUGACCAAUGGGGAAGCAACAACAUUAUCUCCUAACUUAGAAUCAAAGAAGAAGAGGAAGAAGAAGAAAAAGAGAAAAAUGGUAGAUGAUGCUGCUGCUGGUCCUGAUACCAAAAAAGCAAAAAUUGAAGACAGGGGGGACUCUGAUGAAGGAGCUUCAGCUCCUGAAGAAACAGACACUGUGGAGAAACCAGACAGUGGGGAAGAUGAUGCAGAGGUGCCCAGCCUGCCUCUCGGACUGACAGGAGCUUUCGAGGAUACUUCAUUUACUUCUCUAAGUAGCCUUGUCAAUGAAAACACUCUGAAAGCAAUCAAAGAAAUGGGCUUUACAAACAUGACUGAAAUUCAACAUAAAAGUAUCAGACCACUUCUGGAAGGCAGGGACCUUCUAGCAGCUGCAAAAACGGGCAGUGGCAAAACUUUGGCAUUUCUCAUUCCUGCUGUUGAGCUCAUUGUUAAAUUGAAAUUUAUGCCCAGGAAUGGCACGGGCGUCCUUAUUCUCUCACCUACAAGGGAACUAGCCAUGCAGACUUUUGGUGUUCUUAAGGAGCUAAUGACCUACCAUGUUCAUACAUACGGUUUAAUAAUGGGUGGCAGUAACAGGUCUGCUGAAGCACAGAAACUUGGUAAUGGGAUCAACAUAAUUGUAGCUACACCCGGUCGUCUCCUGGAUCAUAUGCAGAAUACCCCAGGAUUUAUGUAUAAAAACCUACAGUGCCUGGUUAUUGAUGAGGCUGAUCGUAUUUUAGAUGUUGGGUUUGAAGAAGAAUUAAAGCAGAUUAUUAAACUUCUACCAAUACGAAGACAGACCAUGCUCUUCUCUGCCACACAAACUCGAAAGGUUGACGACCUGGCGAGGAUUUCUCUGAAAAAAGAGCCACUCUAUGUUGGUGUUGAUGAUGACAAAACAAAUGCAACAGUGGAUGGUCUUGAGCAGGGAUAUGUUGUUUGUCCCUCCGAAAGGAGAUUUCUUCUGCUUUUUACUUUUCUUAAGAAGAACCGAAAGAAGAAACUAAUGGUUUUCUUUUCAUCUUGUAUGUCUGUGAAAUACCACUAUGAGUUGCUGAACUACAUUGAUUUGCCUGUUUUAGCCAUUCAUGGAAAGCAAAAGCAAAAUAAGCGAACAACCACGUUCUUCCAAUUCUGCAAUGCAGAUUCAGGUAUACUGCUGUGUACCGAUGUGGCAGCUAGAGGGCUGGAUAUUCCUGAAGUUGACUGGAUUGUUCAGUAUGACCCUCCAGAUGACCCCAAGGAAUAUAUUCACCGUGUGGGAAGAACAGCUAGAGGACUAAAUGGAAGAGGGCAUGCCUUGCUCAUUCUGCGCCCUGAAGAAUUGGGUUUCCUUCGUUAUUUGAAGCAGUCCAAGGUUCCAUUAAGUGAAUUUGAGUUUUCCUGGUCCAAAAUUUCUAAUAUUCAAUCUCAGCUUGAAAAAUUGAUCGAAAAGAACUACUUCCUUCAUAAAUCAGCCCAGGAAGCUUAUAAGUCCUAUAUUCGGGCCUAUGAUUCACAUUCUUUAAAACAGAUCUUCAAUGUUAACAGCUUAAAUUUGCCUCAGGUGGCUCUGUCAUUUGGUUUCAAGGUGCCUCCUUUUGUUGACCUGAAUGUGAAUACUAAUGACAGCAAGCAGAGAAAGAGAGGAGGUGGUGGUGGAUUUGGCUACCAGAAGACCAAGAAAGUGGAAAAGUCCAAGAUCUUCAAACACAUUAGCAAGAAAGCAUCCAACAACAGGCAGUUCUCUCACUGAAAAUAUGCCUUCCUUUUCUCUUAAAUAACUGGCCCAAAAUAAAUUUUUCUUUGUUGAUUUAACAAAGGAUUUUCUGUAACUUUAGAAUUUGAGCUAUAGUAGCAAGUGUAAAAAGUUGACUUCAUUUGCAAGAACUGAGCACUGUGUGUUCCAGCAAAUGUUUAUUUGUGAAUAUAAAGCAGUUUAAAUUUUUCUUGAUUGUCCAAAGACAAAGCACAGUAUUCUUUGAGGCACUGAUAGAGUAUUUUGUCUUUUUCUUAAAAUGAAAAGAAGGGGGUGGAAUGAUAGUAUCCCAGUUAGGGCACUUGCCUUGCACACAGCCAACCUGCAUUCAGUCCUGAACAUAAUUGGUAUGACCCAAAACAUGAAAUGUUGUUUUAAUAGAAUUUUUGGUACUUUUUA
Suncus etruscus (white-toothed pygmy shrew) is the source of this 2703-nucleotide messenger RNA. RefSeq names its product DEAD-box helicase 18 (gene DDX18). Gene Ontology annotation, molecular function: nucleic acid binding; RNA helicase activity; ATP binding. Gene Ontology annotation, cellular component: nucleolus. NCBI's taxonomy places the organism in Eukaryota, Metazoa, Chordata, Mammalia, Eulipotyphla, Soricidae. The record is from RefSeq and is a predicted model, not a curated record. Gene Ontology annotation, biological process: maturation of LSU-rRNA from tricistronic rRNA transcript (SSU-rRNA, 5.8S rRNA, LSU-rRNA). The transcript has 14 exons. Bases 106 to 2301 code for a protein of 731 amino acids.